Rhododendron vialii is the source of this 1078-nucleotide messenger RNA. RefSeq names its product serine/arginine-rich SC35-like splicing factor SCL33. NCBI's taxonomy places the organism in Eukaryota, Viridiplantae, Streptophyta, Magnoliopsida, Ericales, Ericaceae. Gene Ontology annotation, biological process: mRNA splicing, via spliceosome. Gene Ontology annotation, molecular function: RNA binding. The record is from RefSeq and is a predicted model, not a curated record. The coding region runs from base 188 to 850 and encodes 220 amino acids. The transcript is spliced from 7 exons. Gene Ontology annotation, cellular component: nuclear speck; cytoplasm.
AGAGAAAAAAAAUCGGUUUCCCCAAUUUAGAGAGAGAAACGUUCAAGCUAGAGCCUCAAAUCAGAGAAUCUCUGGUUCUGCGUUAAGAGUUUCACCGGAUUGGUGCGAAUCUUGAUGGAAGUCGGACGAAAAGAGAAGAAUUGUUGAUGUGGUUCAUUUUGGAAAUAGGACUGAAUAUUGAAGGAGAAUGAGGGGAAGAAGUUAUAGUUACAGUCCCUCACCACCAAGAGGGGGGUACAGCAGAAGACGGCGAAGCCCGAGUCCAAGGGGUCGAUAUGGGGGUCGUGAUAGAGAUCUUCCCACCAGUCUUUUGGUCCGCAACCUGCGCCAUGAUUGUAGGCCAGAAGACCUCCGUGGGCCUUUUGGGGAGUUUGGUCCUCUAAAGGAUGUGUACUUGCCCCGGGACUACAAUACAGGGGAGCCACGUGGCUUUGGUUUUGUUCAGUACUUGGAUCCUGAUGAUGCUGCAGAUGCCAAAUAUCAUAUGGAUGGUCAAAUUCUUCUUGGUCGAGAGCUGACUGUGGUAUUUGCCGAGGAAAAUAGAAAGAAGCCUGCAGAGAUGAGGGCAAGACAGCGUUCCAGCGGCAGGGGGUCUGACCGGGGGAGCUCCUUCUCUCGUUAUUCUCGAUCACCGCACCAUGGAAGAUCCUAUUCGAGGUCGAGACAUAGAGAGACGUCUUACUCAAGGUCUCCAUAUGGCUCAAGGUAUAGAGAAAGGUCUUACUCAAGGUCUCCAUAUGGCUCACGGUAUAGAGAAAGGUCUUACUUGAGGUCUCCAUAUGGCUCAAGGAGCAGGAGCAGGAGCAGAAGCCCAAUUAGGAGUCGGAGUCAGACCCCUGACGGUUACUAGAAGCAACUUGGCAGAGAACUGUUUAGACUUUCGAAUGUAUUGGGAGACCUCUUAGCUAGGUGUUUGGACAAUGAACUUGUGAUGUGUUCUUCGUGUAGUAGUUUAAGGUGGUACCUAGUUUCUGGAGAUACAUUUAGUACUGAAAGUAUUGUCGCAGACAUUGUGUUUUUGUGGAUAUUGUACCUCAUAUGGUUUUAGCCGUGUUUUAGCAGAUGUUGCUACCUCGCA